AGGCAUCACUAGUGCAGAUCAAUAAAGGCACCAUUCAAAUAGUCUAAAGUGGACGUGUGUGUUGCGUGCGUCCACCAGCAGCAUCCGUGGAGGCAGGGAAGCAACCAUGUGCAGCACCCCGGGCCGUGCAGAGCGCAAAGCAAACCCAGAGACGCGCACACUUGAUGCCCCUCUCAGCAGAAAUGCUCGAGCCCUGGUCCAGGUUGCUUCGGUUUUCUCCUAAAUUUGACUCUCGCUCACUUUUCUGCCUUCAGCGUACCUACAGCACGGCGGGCGGCGCUGUGUGCCUUUCCUCCCGAGAAGAGGGAAUCUCCCUGGAAGGGAAAAAAAUAGGUUAGGGAUUAUAUCUUUCGAGUUCUGACAAUGACGCGGAUUUACAGGGAAGAAUGCUACGAGGGAUCUAUGGAAGUGAGAGACGUCUCCGGUCGGAGAUGCGUUAAAUGUGGCCGAGCUCAAGCCACCACCACGAUGAGGAUUAGGACGGGAAUUGUUUUUUGGAAUCUCUUCUUUUCUCUCAUGUUCACCUGUGUCAAAGGUUUUAUCCAUACUUGUGGAGGCACUUUAAAGGGGAGGAAUGGGACAAUAGAAAGCCCUGGGUUUCCAUAUGGUUAUCCCAAUGGAGCAAACUGUACCUGGGUGAUCAUUGCAGGAGAGGGCAACAGGAUACACAUAGUUUUUCAAUCUUUCGCUGUGGAAGAAGAAUAUGACUUUUUAUCUUUGUAUGAUGGGCACCCACACCCAGCAAACUUCAGAACAAGGUUAACAGGAUUUAGCAUCCCUACACCUGUUACCAGUUCUGGCUCAAUAUUUUCACUGAGGCUUACCAGUGACUUUGCAGUAAGUGCUCAUGGAUUUAAAGCAUCCUAUGAAGAGCUCCGGAGCAGCUCGUGUGGAAAUCCGGGCAUUCCACCUAAAGGCAUACUGAAUGGGACCCAGUUCACUGUGGGGGCAAAGAUCCGUUAUAGGUGUAUCUCUGGCUAUGUCCUAGAUGGCCAUUCACUGCUCACCUGUGUCACUAAUGCAGCUGGUGUGUCCGUGUGGGACUUCCCUGUCCCAAUCUGCAGAGCGGAGGACACAUGUGGUGGAACCCUGAGGGGUUCCAGCGGCGUUAUAUCCAGCUUUGAUUUCCCCAGUGGGGGAUCCCCUGGUGCUGGAGGACUAGGCAGUAGUGGAGAGUGUAAAUGGACCGUCCUAGCUGACCCGGGAGAUACCAUCUCAUUGGUGUUUACAGAAUUCCAAAUGGAAGAGAAGUCUGAUUAUCUUGAAGUAGAAGGAUCAGAAUCGCCAACAAUUUGGCUUACUGGGAUGAAUAUCCCUGCACCAGUCAUAAGCAACAAAAACUGGCUGCGGCUGCAUUUUGUGACCGAGAGCAACCAUCGCCACAAAGGCUUCAGGGCUCAAUAUCAAGUGAAAAGCUCUGGAGAGCUUAAAUCCAGGGGAGUAAAAUUAUUACCAGGGAAGGACAACACAAACAAACUUUCUUUGAUGAAUGAAGGAGGAGUCAAGCAGUUGUCUAAUUACUGUCCUGACCCUGGAGAACCAGAAAAUGGCAAAAGGAUUGGCUCAGACUUAAGCAUUGGAGCAACUGUUCAAUUCAUCUGCGAUGAAGACCAUGUGCUGCAGGGUUCCAAAACGAUUACCUGCCAGCGCGUUGCCGAAGUCUUUGCAGCUUGGAGCGACCACAGGCCCGUCUGCAAGGUAAAAACUUGUGGGUCAAAUCUACUGGGACCUUCGGGAACAUUUACUUCACCUAACUUUCCUAUCCAAUAUGAAAGUAACUCCCAGUGUGUGUGGAUCAUCACUGCCAGUGACCCAAACAAGGUCAUUCAGAUCAACUUUGAAGAAUUUGACUUGGAAAUAGGUUAUGAUUCACUUACGAUUGGAGAUGGAGGAGAAGUAGGGGAUUCAAAAACAAUAAUACAAGUACUAACUGGGAGCUUUGUACCAGACCUGAUUGUCAGCAUGUCCCAUCAGAUGUGGCUUCAUCUGCAAUCUGAUGAAAGUGUGGGCUCCAUUGGCUUCAAGAUCAACUAUAAAGAAAUUGACAAAGAAAGUUGUGGUGAUCCUGGUACACCACUCUAUGGCUACCAAGAGGGAAGUGGCUUUUUAAAUGGAGACGUUCUACGAUUUGAGUGCCAAUUUGGAUUUGAGCUCAUUGGGGAGAGGAUGAUAACCUGCCAGAACAACAAUCAGUGGUCUGCAAAUAUUCCCAUCUGCAUAUUUCCCUGUUUUUCCAACUUCACGGCUCCCAUGGGGACUGUGCUAUCUCCUGACUAUCCAGAAGGCUAUGGCAACAACCUCAACUGUGUAUGGUUGAUCAUCUCAGAGCCUGGCUCCAGAAUUCACUUGGCAUUUAAUGACUUUGACCUGGAACCGCCCUAUGACUUCCUCACCGUCAAAGAUGGUGACCAGUCAGGAUCCACCAUUUUAGGACGUUUCUCUGGAGCAGAAGUUCCCUCCCACCUGACAUCCAAUAGUAACAUCCUGCAGCUGGAGUUUCAAGCUGAUCACUCCAUGUCAGGGAGGGGGUUUAACAUCACCUAUAGCACUUUUGGGCGUAAUGAGUGCCCUGACCCUGGCAUACCACUGAAUGCCAGACGCUUCGGGGACAGUUUCCAACUGGGCAGUUCCAUUUCUGUUGUCUGUGAAGAGGGCUUCAUCAAGACGCAGGGUGCUGACACCAUUACAUGCCAUUUAGAGGAAGGCAAGGUGAUGUGGAGCGGCCUCAUCCCUAAAUGUGAAGCUCCCUGCGGUGGUCACUACUCAGGUCCAACUGGGGUAAUUCUGUCUCCAGGAUGGCCGGGCUAUUACAAAGACUCACUUAGUUGUGAGUGGGUCAUAGAAGCUGAGUCAGGACGCUCCAUCAAGAUCAGCUUUGACAGGUUUCAAACUGAACUCAGCUAUGACUUUCUGGAAGUUCAUGAUGGCCCAAACCUGCUUUCACCUUUGAUUGGUUCAUUCAACGGAACACAGGUUCCUCAGUUUCUUUUUAGUACCAGCAACUUCCUAUAUUUGCUGUUCACCACGGACAAUAGUAGAUCCAACAGUGGCUUCAAAAUCUUCUAUGAAGUUGUCACUGUGGACACAUACUCCUGUAUGGAUCCGGGUAUCCCAGUCAAUGGCGUACGGCUAAGCAGCGACCUGUCCAUCGGCUCUUCAAUAUCCUUCCAAUGUGAUCCAGGAUACAGAAUAAGCCUUGAAGAACCACUGGUUUGUGAAAAGAACCACUUCUGGAGCCACCCUCUGCCCACUUGUGAUGCAUCUUGUGGUGGGGAUAUCAAAGGGCCUGGUGGUGUCAUCCUUUCGCCUGGCUACCCUGAGUUGUAUCCAAACUCUUUGAACUGUACAUGGACUGUAGAAGUUAGCCACGGAAAAGGUGUGCGAUUCACUUUCCACUCCUUCCACUUGGAGGAUCAUCAUGACUAUCUGCUUAUAACUGAAAAUGGCAGCUUCGCUCAGCCACUGGCUCGACUCACUGGCUCAGAGAGGCCGGCUUCGGUUAACGCGGGCCUGUAUGGCAACUUCAAAGCGCAGCUCCGCUUCAUUUCGGACUUCUCCAUAUCUCUUCAGGGAUUCAACAUCUCCUUCUCAGAGUAUGACCUUGAGCCCUGUCAGGACCCUGGCAGACCUCACUUUGGCUGGCACGCGGGCUCAAGGUUUGGUAUUGGUGAUACCCUUUUGUUCCAUUGCAACACUGGCUAUCGGCUGCAGGGGGCAAAGGAGAUUGUGUGUCUGGGAGGUGGCCGCCGUAUGUGGAGUGCCCCUCUGCCAAGGUGUGUGGCCGAAUGUGGAUCGACAGUCUCCAAAAAUGAGGGUGUUCUUUUGUCGCCAAACUAUCCAAUGCCGUAUGAUAACAGCCACGAAUGUGUGUACAGCAUUCAUGUUCAAAGAGGCAAAGGCAUCAACAUCACAGCCAAUACAUUUCAACUUGCACAAGGUGACAUCCUUAAGGUGUAUGAUGGUAAAGAUGGUGCAGCUCCACUCCUCAGCACAUACACUGGUACAUCCAUGCAAGGUUUGUCUCUGACCAGCACAUCAAACUAUAUGUGGCUGGAAUUCUACUCUGACCAGGAUGGCACAGCAGCUGGUUUUCACCUUACAUACUAUAGCUUUGAGCUAUCCCAUUGUGAUGAACCAGGAGUGCCACAAUUUGGCUUUAAAGUUAGUGACCGGGGUCACUUUGCUGGGAGUGCAAUAUCAUAUGGCUGUGACCAAGGUUACACUCUACAUGGAAGUGGCAUACUUAAAUGUAUGACAGGAGAGAGAAGAGCCUGGGACAACAGCCUUCCAUCAUGUAUCGCCGAGUGUGGUGGCAGUUUCAAGGGGAAAUCUUCAGGGCGCAUUCUCUCACCUGGUUAUCCCUUUCCUUAUGACAACAACCUGAGGUGCACAUGGACCAUUGAGGUCACCUCUGGAAAUAUUGUCAGCCUCCAGUUUCUUGCUUUCGACACUGAGGCAUCCCAUGAUAUUCUGAAGGUAUGGGAUGGGCCUCCAGAAAAUGAAAUGUCUCUGAAGGAGGUUAGCGGCUCACUGCUGCCUGAGGGAAUUCACUCAACUCUCAAUGUGGUCACCAUUCAGUUUGAAACUGACUUUUACAUCACCAAAUCUGGGUUUGCCAUUGAUUUCUCGAGCUCUCUUGCCACUGCCUGCAGGGAUCCAGGUAUUCCCAUGAAUGGCAGUCGCAAUGGGGAAGGGCGGGAGCCCAGUGACUCAGUGACCUUCUCUUGUGAUCCGGGAUAUGAAUUGCAGGGGGAGAGCAAAAUCACCUGCAUCCAAGUGGAAAAUAGAUACUACUGGCAACCCAGCCCUCCAAGCUGCAUUGCUCCAUGUGGGGGAAAUGUGACGGGAUCUUCAGGAUUCAUCCUGUCACCCAACUACCCACACCCCUAUCCUCACAGUAAAGACUGUGAUUGGCUUAUUGCUGUCCACUCUGACUAUGUCAUCUCAUUGGCAUUUAUCAGCUUCAGUAUUGAGCCCAACUAUGAUUUCUUGUACAUCUAUGAUGGGCCAGACAGCAGCACUCAUCUGAUUGGCAGUUUCCAGGACAGUAAACUUCCUGAAAAGAUUGAGAGCUCCUCCAACUUCAUGUACUUGGCAUUUCGUAGUGAUGGCUCUGUGAGCUACACUGGCUUUCAUUUAGAGUACAAAGCCAAACUGCGGGAGGCCUGUUUUGAUCCAGGGAAUGUGAUGAAUGGCACAAAAAUGGGCACUGACUAUAAGCUGGGAUCAAUGGUUACAUUUAAUUGUGAGUCUGGAUAUCUGCUGCAAGGUUAUUCUACGCUGACGUGUGUCAUGGGCAACAGCAAGAGACCAGAAUGGGAUAGAAGCAAGCCAAGUUGCCAAGCUCCCUGUGGUGGUCACUUCACUGGUUCAGAGGGCACUGUGCUUUCCCCCAACUAUCCACAUAAUUACACCAGAGGCCAGAGCUGUGUGUAUGACAUCUUCGUCCCAGGGGACUUCGUGUUAUUUGGCCAGUUUGUGGUGUUUCAAACAUUGCCGAGUGACGUUGUGGAGAUCUAUGAUGGAUCUACCACCGAUGCAUCGCUUCUCUCAUCGAUUUAUGGAUCCCAUUCAGGGGAGACACUCCCUUUGAGCUCAGGAAAUAAGGUAACACUUAAGUUUACCUCAAAUGGAACGGACACAGCAAAAGGAUUUCAUUUUGUUUACCAAGCCGUCCCCAGGACAAGCUCCUCUCAGUGUAGCUCUGUCCCGGAGCCCCGUUUUGGGAAGCGUAUUGGGAAUGACUUUGGCACAAGUAUGGUUGUGCUCUUUGAAUGCAAUCCAGGCUAUACGCUGCAUGGCGCCAGUGCCAUCAAGUGUGAGGCUGUGCCCAAUGCUCUGGCCCAGUGGAAUGGCACUGUGCCCACAUGUGUUGUUCCCUGCGGAGGGGUGCUGACAGGCCGCAAAGGCACUAUACUGUCUCCUGGAUAUCCAGAUCCAUAUGCCAACUAUCUGAACUGUAACUGGAAAAUAGCUGUUCCCGAGGGAGCUGGCAUCCAAAUUCAAGUGGUGACCUUUGCAACAGAGCACAACUGGGAUUCGCUUGAUUUUUUCGAUGGAGUUGAUGGAAAUGCUCCAAGACUCGGUAGCUACUCAGGCACAACAAUUCCCCAACUACUGAACAGCACAUCAAACAACCUCUACCUGACCUUUCAGUCUGACAUCAGUGUAUCGUCUGCUGGCUUCCAUUUGGAGUACACAGCAAUAGGUUUGGAUUCGUGCCCUGAACCGCAGCCCCCCACUAACGGCUACAAAGUGGGAGACCGUUACACUGUAGGCGACAUGGUUUCUUUCCAGUGCGAUCAAGGAUUCUCGCUACAGGGCAAUGCAUAUAUUACGUGCAUGCCUGGUCCUGUCAGAAGGUGGAAUUACCCUGUGCCUUUAUGUCUAGCUCAGUGUGGCGGCUCCAUGACAGAUUUCAGUGGUGUCAUCCUCAGCCCAGGCUUUCCAGGGAAUUACCAGAGCAGCCUGGACUGUAGCUGGAGAGUUCGGCUUCCUAUUGGCUUUGGAAUCCAUCUGCAGUUUUUGAACUUCUCUACAGAGCCAGUUCAUGACUACCUUGAAGUGCGCAGCGGGAGCUUGGAGACUGGAACUGUGAUUGAUCGGUUUAGCGGCUCUCUGGUACCCAACUCUCUGUUCAGCACCACCCAUGAGACUACACUCUUCUUUCACAGUGACUAUUCCCAAAACAAGCCCGGCUUCAAUAUUGUCUAUCAAGCUUAUGAGCUCCAAAGGUGCCCAGAUCCUCGUCCAUUUCGUAAUGGUAUAGUGAUUGGCCAAGACUACAGUGUGGGGAUGACCAUAACUUUUGAGUGCCUCCCAGGUUAUACUUUGCUUGGGGAGCCUUCACUUACCUGUCUGCAUGGAGUCAGCAGAAAUUGGAAUUACCCUAUACCUCGCUGUGAAGCUCUCUGUGGCGGUAAUGUAACAUCAAUGAAUGGCACAAUUUACUCUCCUGGACAUCCAGCUGAAUAUCCCCACUUCCAGGACUGUUUGUGGACUGUCAGAGUACCUCCUGGUUAUGGAAUCUACAUCAAUUUUUCAAUCAUAAACACUGAGCCUAUCUAUGACUACAUCACUGUGUGGGAUGGACCCGAUCAGACCUCACCGCAGAUCGGUCAAUUCAGCGGUAGCUCGGUGCAGGAAGGCGUUUCCACCACCGCCAAUCAGAUCCUCAUCAAGUUUCACAGUGACUUCAGUACCAGCGGCUUCUUUGUGCUGAAUUAUUACGCAUACCAACUGAGAACAUGUCAACCACCACCUCCUGUUGCCAAUGCUACCGUUUUAACUGAUGACGACCACUUCGAAAUAGGGGACAUUAUUCGGUACUCAUGCCUGCCGGGCUUCACCUUGGUAGGCAGUGAGAUUCUGACCUGUCGACUUGGAGAGCGGCUACAGAUGGAUGGACCCCCACCAGUCUGUCAAGUCCAAUGUCCUGCUCACGAAGUGCGUUUUGACUCAACCGGGGUAAUCCUGAGCCCUGGUUACCCUGAAAACUACCCCAACCUCCAGAUGUGUUCUUGGCUGAUAAAUGUGGAAAAGGGUUACAACAUUUCACUGAACUUUGAACUCUUUCAGACAGAAAAGGAGUUUGAUAUUUUGGAAAUAUUUGAUGGUCCAAACAUAUAUAGCCAGAGCCUGGCAUCUCUUAGUGGUGAUAUUGAGACACCAUUCAGUCUUACCACCACUGGCCAUCAGCUACUGCUGCGUUGGUCCUCUGACCAUGGCACCAACCGACGUGGCUUCCACAUCAGAUAUGUGGGUGAGUAUCAAACAAUGUACUGCAGUACCCCUGACUCUCCACAGCAUGGUUUUGUGGUCAGCCAAACUGGGGGUCAUGUUAACAGCACAGUGCGCUGGGCCUGUGACAGGGGAUACAAGCUGAUAGGAAAGGGCACAGCUGUAUGCAAGAAGACCACCUAUGGCUACUACACUUGGGACGCACCAGUUCCUGCCUGUCAAGCUGUUUCAUGUGGCGUGCCCAGUGCGCCAGUCAACGGAGGUGUUCUCGCUGCUGAUUACUCCGUCGGCACACGGGUGACCUACUUUUGCAACAGUGGUUACCGGCUUUCCUCCAAAGAGCUAACAACAACAGUCUGUCAGCCAGACGGUACCUGGAGCAACCACAACAAGAUACCCGGAUGCAUCCUUAUGAUGUGUCCGAGCCUCAGCUCCUUUUCGCUUGACCAUGGGAAGUGGAGUAUCGUCAAUGGGUCCUCUUAUGAAUAUGGUUCCAAGAUCAUCUUUACUUGCAACCCGGGAUACUUCCGUGUUGGCCCUGCUCACAUUCAGUGCCUGGCAAAUGGGGUUUGGAGUUGGAGAAAUGAAAGGCCUCGAUGCAGAAUUGUUUCAUGUGGCGACCUGCCCAUUCCGCCUAAUGGAAAGAAAAUUGGGACUCAGACUACCUUUGGCGCAUCAGCCAUUUUCAGCUGCAACCUUGGCUAUGUUUUAACAGGAUCAACUGUUAGAGAGUGUCUCCUGUCCGGACUUUGGAGUGGUACAGAAACUCAGUGCCUAGCUGGUCAUUGUGGCAUUCCUGAACUCAUUGUGAAUGGGCAGGUGAUCGGAGAGAACUUUGGUUAUCGAGACACUGUGGUUUACCAGUGCAACUCUGGAUUUAGACUUAUUGGUUCAUCAGUCCGGAUUUGCCAGCAGGACCACAACUGGUCUGGAACACUCCCAGUGUGUAUCUCUGUCACGUGUGGCCACCCCGGCAGCCCCAUUUACGGGCGCACCAGCGGCGAUGGCUACAACUACAACGAUGUGGUGCGCUUCUCCUGCAACAAAGGCUAUAGCCUAGAGGGUCCUUCAUCAGCCCAGUGUCAAGCUAACCGUCAGUGGAGCCAGCAGCCUGCAACAUGUAGAGUGGUGAACUGCACAGACCCUGGCAUCCCUGCCAAUUCUAUCCGUGAAAGCAAGAUUGAGCACGGCAACUUUACAUUUGGCAGUGUGGUGUUCUACGACUGCAACCCUGGAUAUUAUCUGUUUGGUUCCUCCGUGCUCACCUGCCAACCAGCUGGUCACUGGGACAAACCUCUGCCAGAAUGCAUUGAGGUGGAAUGCGGCCACCCAGGUAGUCCACCACACGGAGUAAUGAUUGGAGAGAAGUUCACCUUUGGCUCCACGGUGCAAUAUUCUUGCUCUGGAGAGCGCCAGCUCAUAGGAGACUCAUCACUCACUUGUCAGCUUAAUGGCCAUUGGAGUGGACCACUACCCCACUGCUCAGGCAACACUGUGGGCACCUGUGGGGAUCCUGGCACGCCUGCACACGCCAGCAGGGAGGCAGGGAACUUCAAAGUGCGAAGCAAGGUGCGAUUCACCUGCGCAGUGGGACAUACACUGUACGGCUCGGCAGAGAGGAUAUGCUUCCCCAACGGGACGUGGUCGGGCAGACAGCCAUUCUGCAAAGCUGUGCAGUGCGGGAACCCAGGAACACCUGCUCAUGGCCGUAUUUCCCGUGUGGAUGGUACAACCUUCUCCCAUUCCAUUGUUUAUUAUUGUAUGGAAGGCUAUUUCCUCUCUGGUAUGCCCACACGCCAAUGUCUGGCUAAUGGCACGUGGUCUGGAAUGGCUCCAAACUGCACAAUCAUCACUUGUAACGACCCAGGAAUCCCAGCAAACGGACUCAAAUUUGGCGAUGAAACCACUGUGGGCCACAAUGUAACCUUUAUGUGCCAGCCGGGCUUUGUGAUGAUUGGAGGGGAACACAAUGUUACCCGGACCUGCACCAAUAAUGGCACAUGGUGUGGCUCCUUACCAACAUGCAAGGUGGUGACAUGUCCAACACCUCCAUCCAUCCCAAACGGCCUUCUGGAGGGCUCUGUGUGGGAAUGGGGCACCAGCGUGAGCUACAGCUGUCUGUCGGGCUAUGAGCUGUCCUUCCCUGCUGUGCUCACUUGCGCAGGGAAUGGGACGUGGAGUGGAGACCUGCCUCAGUGCUUGCCCAAGUUCUGUGGAGAUCCUGGUGUACCUGCCAAAGGACAUCGAGAAGGGCGCAGCUUCAUUUUUAAGUCAGAGGUGACAUUUAGCUGCAGUGCCCCCUAUGUGCUGGUAGGAUCAACAACACGCAUAUGCCAGGAGGACGGCACCUGGAGUGGAUCUCAGCCCCGAUGUAUCGAGCCCACAAGAACGACAUGUGAAAAUCCAGGAGUGCCAGAACAUGGAUUCAUGAAUUAUACGACUGGUUUCAAGGUGGGCAGCAGAGUGGACUUCCAGUGUCAACAAGGACACAUCCUGCAGGGCUCUACCACUCGACUGUGUUUACCAGAUCUCACCUGGACUGGCACUCAGCCUACCUGCAUCCCUCAUUCAUGCAAGCAGCCACGCAGUCCAGCCAACUCUGAUGUGGCGGGUCUGGACCUGGCCUCCUAUGGUUACACCCUUGUGUACACCUGUCAGCCAGGAUUCUUCCUUUCCGGGGGUUCAGAGCACCGCUUCUGCCGCUCUGAUGGUAGCUGGACUGGCAAGGUGCCUGUGUGCAGAGCUGGAUCCAAAUCACAAGAAAAAACUGUCAAAUUAAUACCAGGGACACCAAGACCUAAAAUAAAUGUUCCCGAAGAUGUAUUUGCUCCAGAUUUCCUGUGGAAAGGCUCCUAUGAUUACAAGGGACAGAAGCAUCCGAUGACGAUGACAGUCUCAAGCUUUAAUACCACAACGGGAAAAGUGAAUGUAACUUUAAACGACAGUAGCAUGGAGUUUCUGCUCUCUGGCGUGUACAAGCACCAGGAGGCAAGGCUGACGCUCCUGCUGUAUCACAUGAGAGCACUGGCCCACAGCUCCUUGAGUCGGAUUACGGAGGAGACCUGGUCAAUGGACGGAUUUGUCUCAGCUGAGCCUGAGGGUGGCAGCUUUGUGUACCAAGGCUUUAUACAGGGUAAAGACUAUGGACAGUUUGGACUACAGAGACUUGGUUUGAGUUUGAGAGAGAAUAUUACACUAGCUGACCCUGAGACCAACACGUCCUCCAACAGCAGCUCUGUUGCUGUCGCAAUCCUCGUGCCUUUCUUUGCGCUCAUCUUGGCCGGUCUUGGUUUUUAUGUCUACAAACAGAGGAAAACAGACAAAGCGCAGUACACAGGAUGUUCUGUUCACGAAAACAACAAUGGACAAGCCACGUUUGAGAAUCCCAUGUACAACACCAACACAAAAGCUGCCGAGGGGAAAGUCGUCCGCUUUGACCCCAAUCUCAACACCAUCUGCACCAUGGUUUGAUGCCUGCAGCGUCCCACAGAAGGACUACUUUGUUUGCUUAACAUGAAUAUAUAUUGACAUAUUUAGACUUUUUCCGGUUGGCGCUAAACAAAGUCAGAGAGCUGCUCAGAAACACAAAGCACACGCUCACCAACACAACACCUUGCUAUUUGCGGUGUAAACACAAAAGGUAAGAAAUGGAAAUGAGGAUGGAGAGGUGCCUCAUCACCUUCUUAUAGGUUGGUGAAGAAAUAAAGAAGAAGAAAAGGGGCUUCCUACACUCUGUGAGUGUUGUUAUAAUAGCCUUCAGUCCAAUAGUGCUAUUCUCUUUAGGGUUAUUAUGUCACAAUGCCAAUGAGAAAUGUUUUAUUGUAAUUUUCAUGUCCACAUUAAGACAUGUUUCGUGGUGAGUUCCACAUCCUCUAUUUUGUUUUCAACCUCAGCACUGCAGUGAUCGAAUGAUUUUUGAAAACUAAAAAAUAACUUUGCUCUUUCCUCAUACAGUGGUUGUGUUUUUCAAGUUAUACAGCCAGUGCGCCAAUUUAAUUGGUCAGUGCAUCCCACUGACAAACUAUAUGGCCUGGAUUUAAUUACUGAAGUGCAGUGCCAUUUUGCCCAGUUCCAAUGGGAAAGCUUUUACUUUUAAUGUACAGUAUUCUCACACAACAAAUUCCUUUGUUUAAAACCGGUUUGCGUGCCAUUAAUUUAUUUAGCCAGAUAUUUUUUCUUUGAGUGUUCACAUUAAUUUAUAAUUCUAGUCUAUUGAGUGCGUUAGUCAUAUUGUGCCAUAGUAUUUAUACUAAAAUGAUCCAAAGUAAUUUCUUUUCAUGUUCUACAGGUUGACCCAAAAAAUGGGAACAUUUUAGCAAUCCAUUCAAACACAGAGUGGUGGAAGAAAAAUAUUUUAUACUAAUUGAAACUUUAAAAUGUGCCAUUUAAGAUACAAUUAUGGAAUUUUCAUUUAAAAAAUUAUGUCCUUUAAAUGGCGUCCUCCUGCACGAAGCAUUCUUGAAAUCUGCUGUUGGGGGAAAAAAAGGAAAUUUUUUGCACAUUGGCAGACGUGAGCAGGUGGCAGCACUGCCAGCAAGUAAACAAUGUGCCAUUUUAGUAACCAUGAUGAACUCGGGUGGAAAUUCACAAUAUCCAGGCUCAGAUGAGGAAUCAGUGAAUCAAGAACGCAUUCAUAUAGGAGGACGCCAUGUAAAGAAUGUCAUUGAAAGAAAAAAAAAAAAAAAAAGAAAAAUUCCAUCACUUUCUUUAACCCUUAAAUACCUGCAACAUGAAGCAAUUUUCAGAGAAUCCCAAAAUUUGAAAAAAUAAGGUCCUCAUGAAACCUUUUUUUCAAAUUCAAAAAGAAAAGUCGAAUAUGUGUAAUAAGCGCUCUAAUAUCUAUAACCCUUACUAAAUCUUGUUGUUGUUUUUUUUUUUCUCGUGGAACCUGCAGAUGCAUGUGUUGGCUUGCAUCCAUUUUUUUUUUUUCAAAAAGGUAUGUCAAAAUUCUGAAUUAGUCUCAAAAUCAUGAAAUUUUAGGUUCAUCAAAUGUGAUACAUUUGGCAAUAAAGGGUUGAUGGCAUGUUUUAAGGAUUCAAUUAAUAUAAAUGUUUCCUCUUUCGUCACUUUGGGUUGUAUUUGAUUGUUUAAAAGUUCCCAGAUUUUUGGGUCACCCUGUAUUGGAUCAUGGGUAUCUGUUUCAUUUUAUCCCCAAUAAGCCUAUUGUAAGUCAAUGAAACUCAUUCGAAAAAAAGGCACAGAUCAACAAUCUCAAAGUAGGAAAUCUUUGCAUAAUUAUUACAGGGUUUAUUGAGUGUCAUGUUUAAGCAUGAGUGCAGCAGUAACGACCAGGUUAUAGGAUUUAAUCCAUGAUCAAAAGGCAAAGAUGCAAAAUGUCAAUGUGGAGUUGGAGGUUUAGUCAAGCUUAUGUUUUUUUUUUUUUUUUUUUUUUUUUUCCCCCCCAUCUUACUUCCACGUCCUCAUUGUGGGCUGGAAGUAAGUGAUCAAUCUUUGUUAUUUUUAGAAAAAGCUGUGCCUUAUAGUGCACACUCAUUGUACACAGCCAAAUCUUAUAAAGUCACACUUGCCCCUACUCUGCUGGUUCCCAGUGGCUAUAGCUGGGGCUGUCAUAUAACCUCCACCAUUUUCCCCCAUUCAUUUAACCCAUUCCAGUAGGAAACAUUUCACACACAUUUGCUUUGCAGCUUGAUUGGCUGUUUUUUAAUUUGUUUUCAAACUUCCUGCCCCACGCACCACGUGUUACCUCGCUAAUUAAACGGUCAGUUAUUUAUGUCACUUUGUGUUCAUCAGCAUAUUUUGAAAAGCUUGAUGAGUACAAGGCCUUGAUCUAAUUCAUUGACGCCCACUGAGAGUCAUCAGCUGCUGCCAACAAAUGUACAAUAAACAUGAUCAAAGAAAAAUCGCACAAUAAUGAGCAACCAUCACCAUUAGAUUUUCCAUAUGUCUGAUACUUUCUACAAUACAUCAUAGCAGUGCCUUGAAUACUGUAUGGGCAUAUGUUGUCAAAGGAGGCAUAACAUUUACAGCAUUAGAAAUCAUAUCCUGUAUGCUGUGUAGGAAUAAACCGCCGAAUGGAAGCCCGCUUGCGAGCGCGUGUGAUCAUACGUAGUUUCAUGUUUCACCUGUGCAUGUCAGCUCAGAGGUGAUCCACUAUAGAACUUUGUACCUCUGUCAUUGCUGUUAAACACUUUGUACAUUUAUACAGUUUUGAUACUAGAUGGAAUUCCUUGGUGAGAUGUCUUGUGUUAUAAAUAUGUAAUAUAUUUUGCCAAGCGCGUAUUUCCUAUGGACGAUGAUUUAAAAGAUGCAUCUUGUAAAAGCAGAGAAGUUCCGAUCAGUGAAAACCAUCAAACGUUAUCGUACUCUUCAGAAAUGUUAUAUAUGAAUAUGUACAUAUGCUGACAUUUUGUAAAGAGAUCUAUUUUUAUUCAAAUAAAACAUUUGUAAGUUAUUGAAAAUGUUGUGUAAAAUUCACAUGUAAAUGUCAUGUAAGAUUACAAAAUGUUUUGUAUAUUUUUUCUUUAUGAGCAAUGUAUAAACCCUUAAUUUAAAUAUAAAAUAUAAAAUUAAGUUCAGUGUUGCGGUUUUCUUUUCUCAUUACAAACACCUUUUUGUGAUCAAUGCAACUCUCCACUUUGUUACACUUAUUGCAAUGUAAGCGUAGCGAGAGAACUAAAUGUUUUAUUAUUCAGCCACUGUUGCCCAUUUUUCUUUUUUUUUUUAUGAGUUUUCCAUUUGCUGACCGCUGCUCAGUUCAGCACUGAUGUUAUCACUGUCCAAGGCACCCUCCACAUACAGUUGCCUGUAACGACAUUGUGUACCAAUAAUUCUUGUUAACAAUAGCGCUGGUGCUCAGCACAUAUUUGCCACCCAUUAAAACAUUUGAUGGUAACAUGAUUUUUAUUCCCACUGUGCAUAUUUUUAGUGUGCCUGAGGGGGCAAUGGUAACCAUUAAACGUGUAAGCUUAUAAAAAUGGUGAUGCUACACUUAUUUUACUUUCUAUAUAGCAAGUGUGCAUGAAUUUUGCCUCUAGGUAACUGAUAGCAAUUACAGAGAAUCUUUGAAAAAAUCAGUAAGGUGAAUGCUCAGUUUUGCGUAUGCCUCCUCGGAAAAUUUAAACAUUUUUGGUAAGCAUACAGAGAAUGUACAGUGAUAUGAAAAAGUAUCUGAAGCUUUUGGAAUUUCUCACAUUUCUUUAUAAAAUCCCCAUCAAAUGUGACCUGAUCUUUGUCAAAAUCACACAGAUGAAAAAAAAACUGCUUUAACUAUAACCACCCAAACAUUUAUAGGUUUUCAUAUUCUAAUGAGGAUA
Corythoichthys intestinalis (scribbled pipefish) is the source of this 15014-nucleotide messenger RNA. RefSeq names its product CUB and sushi domain-containing protein 3-like. Bases 364 to 11211 code for a protein of 3615 amino acids. The transcript has 70 exons. NCBI's taxonomy places the organism in Eukaryota, Metazoa, Chordata, Actinopteri, Syngnathiformes, Syngnathidae. The record is from RefSeq and is a predicted model, not a curated record.